Molecule: messenger RNA, 2327 nt
Organism: Musa acuminata subsp. malaccensis (wild Malaysian banana)
Lineage: Eukaryota; Viridiplantae; Streptophyta; Magnoliopsida; Zingiberales; Musaceae
Product: calcium-dependent protein kinase 4
Biological process (GO): peptidyl-serine phosphorylation; protein autophosphorylation; intracellular signal transduction
Cellular component (GO): cytoplasm; nucleus
Molecular function (GO): calmodulin binding; calcium/calmodulin-dependent protein kinase activity; ATP binding
Source: RefSeq, a predicted model, not a curated record
AAGAUCCAAUUCCAAUUCCAAUUCCUCCAAAUCCAUUUGAUUUCUUUGAAGAUCCAAUUACAGGAGGAGGGGGAGAGAGAGAGAGAGAGAGAGAGAGAGAGAGAGGGGGAGAGAGUGAAAAGGGUGGCUGAUGGAGGUGCUACCUUCAAUCAGUAUCGUCCUUUGACCACCUCUACCCCUUUCCUUCCCCCCAUCUUCCUCCACCCUUCCCUCCCCCUUCUCCAAUCAUCAUCCGAGCAACAAACCUCCUUUAUAAGGCAUCAUCGUCGACUCCUACCUUGAUUCGUUGAUGGUAAUCUUAUCAGCUAUACUCCCCAGGGCAGGAAAGAAUGGGCGCGUGCUUUUCCGCGGACGCCAAAAUAAGAGGCGGCACCAGCAGCGCCGGCACCAGGUCGUCACGGAAGCAGCAGCUACAGCCUGAGCAGAAGAAUAAGGCGCCGACGACGCAGCCGCAGCAGAAGGACAGAGGAUCCAAACGGCGGUCGAGUGGGCUCGUGCCGUGCGGCAGGAGGACCGAUUUCGGAUAUGCCAAGGAUUUCGACAGCCGGUAUUCCGUUGGGAAGUUGCUCGGGCAUGGGCAGUUUGGGUAUACGUUUGUUGCCACCGAGAACGCUACCGGAGAACGGGUGGCGGUGAAGAGAAUAGACAAAAAUAAGAUGGUCCUUCCUAUUGCUGUCGAAGAUGUCAAGAGGGAAGUGAAGAUACUGCAAGCCCUGAAAGGCCAUGAAAACGUUGUCAAUUUCCAUAAUGCAUUUGAAGAUGAUUCCUAUGUGUAUAUAGUUAUGGAGUUAUGCGAGGGAGGGGAAUUAUUGGAUAGGAUAUUAGCCAAAAAGGAUAGUCAUUACACUGAGAAAGAUGCUGCAAUAGUAGUACGGCAGAUGCUUAAAGUUGCAGCUGAGUGUCAUUUGCAUGGUUUGGUACAUCGAGACAUGAAGCCUGAGAACUUUCUUUUCAAAUCGAGUAAAGAAGACUCACCUCUAAAGGCAACAGAUUUUGGCUUGUCUGAUUUUAUAAAACCAGGGAAGAAAUUCCAUGAUAUUGUUGGUAGCGCAUAUUAUGUUGCUCCUGAGGUUUUAAAACGGAAAUCUGGCCCUGAAUCAGAUGUUUGGAGCAUAGGGGUGAUCACUUAUAUUCUUCUUUGUGGGAGACGUCCAUUUUGGGACAGAACUGAGGAUGGGAUAUUUAAAGAGGUGCUAAGAAACAAACCUGAUUUUCGACGGAAACCAUGGCCUACAAUAAGCAACAGUGCCAAGGAAUUCGUUAAGAAGUUAUUAGUAAAGGAUCCUCGUGUGAGACUGACUGCUGCUCAAGCUUUAUCCCAUCCAUGGGUGAGAGAAGGGGGCAAUGCAUCAGAGAUACCAUUGGAUAUCUCAGUUCUAGCAAAUAUGCGAAAGUUCGUAAAGUAUAGCCGUCUAAAGCAGUUUGCACUGAGGGCAAUAGCAAGCACUCUUGAUGAAGAUGAGCUAGCAGAUCUUAAGGACCAGUUUCAAGCAAUUGACAUUGAUAAAAGUGGCUCAAUAAGCCUUGAUGAAAUGAGACAGGCUCUUGCCAAGGAUAUCCCCUGGAGAUUAAAGGGACCUCGUGACCUUGACAUUCUUCAAGCUAUUGAUAGCAACACCGAUGGACUUGUUGACUUCACUGAAUUUGUUGCAGCAACUUUGCAUGUGCAUCAGAUGGAGGAGCAUGAUUCUGAGAAAUGGCGUUCACGUUGUAAAGCAGCUUUUGAAAAAUUUGAUGUGGAUAGAGAUGGAUACAUUACACCGGAGGAACUUAGAAUGCAUACAGGAUUGAAGGGUUCUAUUGAACCAUUACUGGAGGAAGCUGAUAUCGACAAAGAUGGCAAGAUUAGCUUGUCUGAAUUUCGUAAGCUCCUAAGAACUGCAAGCAUGAGUUCCAAUGUUCCCAGUCCAUCUGGUGUAAGAAAUCCUCAGAAGUUCUAAGUGAUGAAGGCCCCUUUAAGAGGAGAUCAAGAUUGGCAGGAGCUCUAAACGUUGCCAUCUUCACCAUACUUGUGUUACAUAUUAUGGAUCCUUCACCGACACUUCUCAAGCUUCUUAUGAAGAGCUAAGAAAGGUUAAUGUUUCCUUCUCAACCAUGGCUGCGGGUUUCAGGGUAGCUGUUAGAGAUGAAGAGUUCAUCAGUAAAAGGAACUGCAAUGAAUCAUAUACCAUUGGAUGUAGUAAUUUCGUGGCAUGCAUUGUACAUUAUGUUGCUGAAGUUGAAAGAUUUCCAUGUCUCUCUCUCUCUCACUCACCAUAAUGGAUAUAUGAUUGUGUACAUACUGCCAAUAUAAUUGUUCAUCAUCAAGAUAGUUCUUCCAUUUCCCU